Molecule: messenger RNA, 2497 nt
Organism: Octopus sinensis (East Asian common octopus)
Lineage: Eukaryota; Metazoa; Mollusca; Cephalopoda; Octopoda; Octopodidae
Exons: 3
Coding region: 189-2429 (746 amino acids)
Biological process (GO): GPI anchor biosynthetic process
Cellular component (GO): endoplasmic reticulum membrane
Molecular function (GO): alpha-1,2-mannosyltransferase activity
Source: RefSeq, a predicted model, not a curated record
UGGUUGUAAGCGUGGUGUGAAACGUAUUUGCUAAAACUAAAUACAUUUCGUUGUUUCCGUUUCGGUUUUUCGUAUUACGUCUUAAAAAUUAUUUUUACUUUCGUUUCCGAAAGUAGAAGACAACCUUGAAACCGUUGAGAAGACGUUCUUAGACAAAUGGGUGCUGUAUAUUCUCUGACCAUCCCUCAAUGAACCACUCUCUGACCAACCUAUGGGCUGUGCUUGUUGCCUGCCGAAUAAUUUGGACCCUCUGGCCACAACAGGGGUACAUCCACCCUGAUGAGUUUUUCCAGUCGACUGAAAUCGUUGUUGGGGACAUACUCAAUUUGGAUGUGGAAAGAACAUGGGAGUUCAACAGCACGCAGCCCCUUCGAAGCAUUUUCUUCCUACACCUGAUUUACGGAUUGCCUGUGAGGUUACUGGCCUUCCUGCAGAAACUGGGUCUUUUCGAAAUCUCUCCAUAUCUGCUCAUCAUCGUUCCUCGACUGGCAAUCACUGCUUUGAUGUUCACCGUCGAUGCAGUCUUGUGGAAGUCAAGUAAAUGCCUGGGUAUCAAACCCUGGUUUUCUCUCUGCCUUUACGCCAGUUCCUACGUGACGCUGACCUACUUGACCCGUACCCUGUCCAACACCAUCGAAUGUCUGCUCUUUGCUAUCAUCUUGUACAUCGUCCUGCCGAAAUUUGGCGCCGCCUACGGCAGUUUGAGUUCUUCGCGUCGUAGUAGAAAACGGCAGAAGAAAAACGAAGAACAGCAAAGUCCGGCUUCCGUGGUGGACAACUCCGCUUCUGCCAAAGGAAACAAGAAAGCGGCCACGUCUGCAAAGUCUGCCAAUGCCGUGGCUGCUGCCUCCUCCUCUGCGGCAUCGGCGCCGGGAAAGUCGGGAAAGGGCAAACAGAAAGGUAAAAAGACGAAAACGAACCCUGGCUCGAACACUGCACCACACGGACAGCAACAACAACAAAAACAAAAACAGCAAAAACAACAACAACAAAAACAACAGCAACACCAAAAACAACAGCAACAACAAAAGCAACAGCAACAACAAAAACAACAACAAAAACAUUCGCAGAAGCAACAAAAACAACAACACCAACAACAACAACACCACCACCAGCAACAACAACAAGUUUUGAACUCGCAAAAACCUCACCAAACAUUCAGCGAAACUGACUUUGUCAAGACCGAACUGUUUGUUCUGGCUUGCUGCACCGUUGCCGGGACCUUCAACCGACCCACGUUUCCAGUGUUCGCCGUGGCGCCAAUCCUUGCAUGGUUCUAUUGCACCUCCUGCACCAAGCCUGCGACCCUAGUGAAAAACAUUGCCCUGUUCGCGCUGUUCUCCUUGCCCGUAUGCGUCGUCUUUGUCUGCGUCGACACGUUCUACUACCGAAUCUCACCGACAGACUUCUUCAAUGCGCUCGAUAGCUGCAUGCACGUCGGCGGCCCAGCCGGCGCGACUCUAUGCGCGUGGCGCGUACUAGCAUCUCAUGUAACUGUAACUCCGUUCAACUUCCUCCUUUACAAUACGCAGGUCACUAACCUCGCCGAACAUGGGCUACACCCAUCCUAUCUCCACGUCCUCAUCAACAUGCCCCUUCUUUACCACAUUCUCUACAUCCUUUUCUUCUACAACAUUUACCAAUGCUUUAGCCAAACCGCAAAGCUCCUCAUCCCCUCUUGCGUCCUGUCCUUAUUUAUCGUCGUACCUGUUACCAUACUCUCGAUUUUCCCUCACCAAGAACCUCGCUUCUUGGUACCACUUCUACCAUUGCUGGUUCUCAUUGGGGCUCAGGUGAUUGAGCAAUGCAAAUGGAAGUUUGCUUUGCAUUUGUCUUGUACCUGGGUGGUUGCUAACCUUGUCCUGGCCCUCUUUUAUGGGUUUCUUCAUCAAGGUGGAGUGAUUCCGAGCCUGAUGAGUGCUAAGUACAACCAGAUCUCACCGCCGCUAGAUUCCACUGGCAUUUCCGCUCCCUGUGGAAGCAGCAGCAGUAGACAGGACCACCUCGUGUUCUACCACACGUACAUGGUACCGAAACACUUGUUGCUUAACCGACACGAUAACAUCACCCUGGUUACUCAUGACCUGAAGGGCGGUGCCAUGCCCUUGCUGACUGACCUCUUGCACAAACUGCUCUCUGACAACAACAACAACGACAACGAGAACCCUUUGGUUCCUGGAGCUUGUUCUGUGCGAGUGGUCCUUCCGGCAACGAUCGCUGAUGCGUUCAAACGCGCGCAGCAGUGCGGCGUGCAGUAUUUAUGCAACGAAGAGAGGUGGUUUGCACCGCACCUGUCGUUAGAAGACCCUCCUCUGCGACUCUUUGGUCGGACGUCAUCCGACGGGGACCUGUGGACGGGGUGGUCCCUGGGGAGCGUUUUCAAGGACCUGCAUUUGAAAAUGUUUCAAAUAAAGAAAAUAAUGUUGUGAAUAAAAAAAAUCGGAGACAAAAAAAAGCACAAAAAAUAAAACAAGUGGAGAAAAAAAAAAUGUAAUAA